AGCCCAGGGCUGCGGGACUACAAAACCCACCAGGCAGCGCAUCUGGCAGCCUCGCUGCUGCAAUCCGCACCUUCGCACGCCCGGGGCUGGGCAGCGCUGGACGGCGCCCGGCCGAAGAAGGAUGUUUUUUCCCGGGACUCCGCUGGAACAGUAGCGCGACCACUUCUGCCGAGGAGAGGGCUCUGCAACGCUAUUCUGAUGCAAUGGUGGGAUCUAUUGCUCAUCUGGUGGCAUCGCAACACUGCAAGAGCAGUUGUAGCCAUUGCAAUUAAGUUUGCGGGAUCUGGACAUGGGAGGAUCGAACAUGUGCAUGUAACUGUGCCAGCAAUUCGGCAUUUCUACUCAUUGCAUCUCUUGCUCGCGUGCCUCUUGCUAGCUCCCGGUCCUUAUUACAAAAUAGACUGGCGCUUAGCGUUAGUAUCUUUAAUCUUAUUUGGGGGACUACCUGAAAGAUCAUGCAUCGAUUUGUCUUGGUUGCCAAGAAAACUGCGGCAAGCCUGGGCUGCAAAGGGCCGGGGGUCUGCCCAAGCGGAAGGAAAGACAUGGCUUUGCGCUGUGCCGCUUCGCUGGCGGCGGGGCGGCAGCCGCGGUGUCCCCGGCUCCGGCGGUCGGCGCGGGAGGGGACCGUGCGCUGGAACAGCGCUGCCAAGGCCUCCGCCGUGAAAAUCAACGAGAAGGCGAGCAGGGAGAAAAUCCUGACGCUAGAGUCCAUGAACCCGCAAGUGAAGGCGGUGGAAUACGCGGUGCGAGGCCCCAUCGUCCUCAAAGCUGGCGAGAUCGAGAAUGAACUGCGGAAGGGAAUCAAAAAACCUUUUACUGAAGUAAUUAAAGCCAACAUUGGAGAUGCACAUGCAAUGGGACAGAGGCCAAUCACCUUUCUCCGUCAGGUAGUGGCACUGUGUACAUACCCAAACCUGUUGGACAGUCCAAGUUUUCCAGAAGAUGCCAAAAAACGAGCCAGACGGAUCUUGCAGGGUUGUGGAGGAAACAGUUUAGGAUCUUAUAGUGCCAGUCAAGGUAUAAAUUGCAUCCGUGAAGAUGUUGCUUCAUAUAUUGAAAGAAGAGAUGGUGGGGUUCCUGCAGAUCCAGAUAACAUAUAUCUUACUACUGGAGCAAGUGAUGGGAUUUCUACAAUCUUAAAGAUCCUUAUCUCAGGAGGUGGAAAAUCUCGAACAGGAGUGAUGAUCCCUAUACCACAGUAUCCCUUAUAUUCAGCAGUGAUAUCUGAACUAGAUGCUAUUCAGGUGAACUACUAUUUGGAUGAAGAAAACUGCUGGGCUCUAGAUGUGAAUGAACUUCGCCGUUCCUUGAAUGAAGCUAAGACUUAUUGCAAUCCGAAAGUCCUCUGCAUCAUCAACCCAGGAAAUCCUACAGGACAAGUGCAAAACAGAAAAUGCAUUGAGGAUGUGAUACACUUUGCCUGGGAAGAGAAACUUUUUCUUAUGGCUGAUGAGGUUUACCAGGACAAUGUGUACUCUGAAGGAUGCCAGUUUCAUUCUUUCAAAAAGAUUCUGUAUGAGAUGGGACCCGAGUACUAUAACAAUGUUGAGCUGGCCUCUUUUCACUCCACCUCUAAGGGAUACAUGGGCGAAUGUGGCUACAGAGGAGGUUACAUGGAGGUCAUUAAUUUGCACCCAGAAAUUAAAGGACAGCUCCUUAAGCUGCUUUCUGUUCGCAUUUGUCCUCCAGUUUCAGGACAGGCAGCAAUGGAUGUUGUAGUGAAUCCUCCAAUACCUGGAGAAGAAUCUUAUUCACAGUUCAUAAAGGAGAAGGAGUCUGUUUUGAAGAAUCUUGCAGAAAAAGCCAAACUAACAGAAGACAUGUUUAACAAGGUACCAGGAAUUCACUGCAAUCCACUUCAAGGAGCUAUGUAUGCUUUCCCACAGAUCUUUAUUCCUUCCAAAGCUAUUGAGGAAGCAAAGGCUCAUAAAAUGGCACCUGAUAUGCUGUAUUGCAUUAAACUUCUGGAAGAGACUGGAAUAUGUGUUGUACCUGGAAGUGGAUUUGGCCAAAAACAAGGAAGCUACCAUUUCAGAAUGACCAUUCUUCCUCCAGUAGAGAAGCUGAAGAUCUUACUGGAGAAAGUGAAAGACUUCCACAUAAAGUUUCUUGAAAAAUAUGCAUGAAACUACUGUGGCUUUUUGCCCUCAUCCCCACUCCCUCCAAGGCGAAUGUAGAAAGUGAACAAAAUGUGCUGAAAAUGUGCUGUUCAUCUAAUUCAACUGAACUCAAAAUAGACAGAACCAAUCUUGGAUACUACUACAACUUGUUGGACAUUAAUGUCUGGUACAGAAGACAUUGUUACAACAACUUUUUUUUUUUUGAAGGAGAGAAUGUGAAGAAAAUGGUGAGAAGAUAGUAAAUGAUUUUGUGCCUCAAUUGGAAGUUACAUUCAUGAACUUUUGACUCAAUAGGUUGGGGAAGGGAGUUGCUCAUUAAACUUGCUACUGUUGUGUGGGUCUUUUUACAAACCAGAAAUGCCAAGAGCAAUUGUUUAUCUAGGAAUAUGUUUCCCAUCUUAAAAUUCUACUAAACAAAUAUUCAAAAGCCUGCACUUUAGGUAUUGUUUGUUUUUUGUUGUUGUUGUUAAGUAUGGAGUGUCCUCCAAAUCUGAUUAAGCCUGUAGGUACAGCAUCCUUAUUUAAAAAAACAAAACACUUUUGCAGAUGUAUGCAGAUACUUUCGAACUUCUGUUUGUCCUGGUUUAGGCCCAUCUAGAAACAACGGACCCUGAUCAGCCAUUAGUGCCAAGGGCCUUUUGAAUCCCCUAAGGACAGGGAGGGCUCACUCAGACAAUACUAAUCAGCUUGGGGAAGAAAAUGAAACUUGAUUUAAACCGCCUCCAACUAAAACAUAAUAAACAAAAAUAUAAAACCCAAAGAGUAGGGUGAAUGAUGAAAAGUGCAACCAGCCCCUCUAAGAUCCCUUUCCACCCACCCUCCUCUCUUACCAGGCUCAGAACCUCCUCUCUCCUUGAGCAGCACAGGGAGCAGGGAAUGGGGGGUACAGUCAGUCCCUUCCUCAUGUCUCCUGCCGUUUGUCUCACUUCCAAGGAGGACUCUUCAGGGGUCCUCCCUGCUGCAGCUUGGGUCUGUCACAUGCCAGGCAGCAGUGCAUGGGCCACCCUCACAUGCAGUUGUCCCAAGGGCUGCAGCUCCACUCUGUUUCCUCUGGGUUGAAGUCCAAAACA
Molecule: messenger RNA, 3190 nt
Organism: Colius striatus (speckled mousebird)
Lineage: Eukaryota; Metazoa; Chordata; Aves; Coliiformes; Coliidae
Gene: GPT2
Product: glutamic--pyruvic transaminase 2
Exons: 11
Coding region: 456-2126 (556 amino acids)
Biological process (GO): biosynthetic process
Molecular function (GO): L-alanine:2-oxoglutarate transaminase activity; pyridoxal phosphate binding
Source: RefSeq, a predicted model, not a curated record